AUUAUUUAAACACACAGAGAGAAAGAAACAUAGAGAACCUUAACAACGAAAAUAAACACAUGGCCGGAAAAUUAAUGACAUUACAGGUUUCUCAUCUGCUAUGCAUAUCUUUAGUCAUCUUCUUUGUAUUCUCUGUGAAUGUUGUCAGUGAGGAGGAUUACCAGAGAGUGGUGCCUCCGGAAGAUAAAACGACUACGGUUUGGUUCUCUACGAUCAAACAAUCUGGUAAUGAUUACUGGGCGAAACUCAAAGAGAGUUUAGGUCGUGGUCACGCCCGCUUUUUUCCUCCGAACAUAGAUUUUAGAGGAAAGGAUGAUGCAUCAAUGGGAGCAGGAGGAAAGAUGAAAGAGGCGGUCACAAGGAGCUUCGAGCACAGUAAAGAUACGGUGGAGGAAGCUGCCAGGUCAGCAGCGGAGGUGGCGUGUGAUGCGACGGAAGCAGUUAAAGAAAAGGUGAAGAGGAGCUUUUCCGGCAGCGAGACGACUCAGCAGCAGUCGGAUGAGCUCUAAAUACGUCGUCUUUCUAGCUCAUGUGUUGGUUGUUCAGUUUCGGAAGAGAAUCGCAACAUCUCAUACUUGUUUGAUUUCUACGUCGACUCGCGUGUUUUUUCUCUCGAAAUACUGGAAUAUGUACACGUCACAUGAGGGAUUUCAGAUCUCAUAUUCAAAUAAGUUCUGUCCUAAA
This is a messenger RNA of Brassica napus (rape), 684 nucleotides long. RefSeq lists its product as uncharacterized. NCBI's taxonomy places the organism in Eukaryota, Viridiplantae, Streptophyta, Magnoliopsida, Brassicales, Brassicaceae. The transcript has 2 exons. The record is from RefSeq and is a predicted model, not a curated record. Bases 60 to 509 code for a protein of 149 amino acids.